Drosophila teissieri is the source of this 307-nucleotide messenger RNA. RefSeq lists its product as uncharacterized. Lineage: Eukaryota; Metazoa; Arthropoda; Insecta; Diptera; Drosophilidae. The transcript is spliced from 2 exons. The record is from RefSeq and is a predicted model, not a curated record. Bases 21 to 242 code for a protein of 73 amino acids.
CAGAGUUAAGAGUCACAAAAAUGGGACUCACGAAGGACAGGAUUAAGGACUGCAUCACCGCUGAACGCGUGGCUAUAUUCUUUGGUCUAUUGUCAACCUGCUUGAUCGUUGCCCUCGUGAUUGUGGUGGUACACAGGGAUAAUUUGUGGCUGCAGUUGGACGAAGCCAAAAGGAUGUUGGAUGUCCUGGAGGAAUAUAUUCAAAGCCACCUGCUGACUUCUGUUCCGGAUAGAAAUUCAUGAGAAUUAGGCUGCUGGCAAGCAUUUAAGAAGGAAAAUAGUAUAUUGUUUUCACAUAUAUACUAGGG